This is a messenger RNA of Geodia barretti, 698 nucleotides long. NCBI's taxonomy places the organism in Eukaryota, Metazoa, Porifera, Demospongiae, Tetractinellida, Geodiidae. The record is from the annotation of a GenBank genome assembly.
CAUGACCAUCAUUAUCAUUAGCUCCGACAUAAGCAGCUGCGGUGUGGUAGAGAAAGCACAAAAAAAGGUGUGUAUAGCGGUGUGCGAGACUAGGUGUAGCUACUAGGUGCAUUUGAUUGCCUGAAUCUGAGCAACCGUGAGUAGCUAUUUACUGUGUGCUGUGAAACUGGUCUCUCUGCCCUUUCAUCACUCUAAAUGGUUGAUGGCGUCCACCAAGCAAACAUUGGGCUUGGAUGAGGAUCACUUCUCUCUUGCACUAUUUGACGUCUUUGCCGCACACAUGUUUGAAAGUGUUCUUCAAGCCCUGGAAACACAUCACAUCAAAUGCUGCUUUAUACCACCUAAUUGCAUGGGAGUGCUUCAGCCACUGGAUCUUACAGUCAAUCAAGUGUUCAAACAGGAACGUUUUAUCAGGUGGUAUGCUGGACUGGUCAAGGACCAGUUGAGAGAUGGAGUGCAGCUGGAAAUAUUAAGCCAGAUCUCCGCAUAUCAGUCCUGAAGCCACUUCUUGCAAACUGGCUUAUUGAAGCUAGUUCACACAUUUCUAGUGAUGUGAUCAUUGAAGGAUUUGUAAAAGCCGGAAUUAAGGAUUCUGUAGUCUAACACUGUUCUAUCACUAGAACUGUAAAGUCACUUUAGCAUAACUGGUUCUAUAGUACUACUGUCCUCAUGUUGUCAUCACCAAAAUCGCUAAAAUA